UGGUUUAAGCGGAUUGGUUACAAGUUUGCAAAGCAAUUUCAUUGGUCAAACACACUUAAAACUUCCGUGCGCGGAACUUUCCCGGGGGUUUCCGCCCCAUUCCUAAUUGCCAAACAGCGGACAGUGUUAAGCUGAUUGGUUGUAUCCAGGUGGCCUGAUAAUCUUACCACCCAGAAGCUGGAAGGCCUACUCCUAAUCUGAGCUGCCUGCCAUGGCGUUACUUCUGCUCGACUCACACCUUCCUUUCCCCCUCACUCUUCCUUUGAGAUUUAUCUCAGAGGCCACAGAUUUUUCAAAAUCUUUUGAUCUGCCUUUCCUACUGACAGAAGAACUCCCUUCUCCAUGUAAACUUCUGUAAACAACAAACAAAGAUGUUUGUUGUUUUCUCCGGUCCAGCAUCCAUUCUUUCACUUUCUGGUGGUAGUGCCUGUAAUAGUUUUUCAGAGGCCAUGUCUCCCUCCCCUUUCUCCCAGCUCAUUGGGUUCCAUUUGGUUUCCAGGAGUGGGAAGUGACCUAGGCCUGGCCAACUGGCACAUGGAAUCCUAUUUGGCCAUAGCAAUUGGUUCAGGUCUGGCCAUCCCUCUGCCUAUAAAAAUCAGUUUGAGAUGGAUAAAUGAUGUGAAAUGGCCCAUAGUGAAUCCCAGACAUGCACAGGGGCUUCAAGAAACAGAGGCUCAAAAAGAAAGAAAGAAAGAAAGAAAGAAACAGAGGCUCUCUUUUCUGCUGCAUUUGUCUGAAAGUACACAGACCCAGAAUUUUUGACAACCAUUUUAUAGUACUGUGGAGAAUGAAGCCCUUGGAGAGGAAAGUAGAUCCAGAUGAAGGAGAAAGACAGGAUCCUUGUGGGUGCUCACAAGGUGCUGAAUCCUUGUGGGUCAAGCCACAACUAAAGCUUGAACCCUGGAUAUCAUCAUUCCUUAAGCCAUAAAUUUCCCCUUUUGCCAAAGUAAAUUUAAGUCAGGUUUUCCAAAAGAAUGUUGAGUGAUUUUUCAUAGCCCAGCAGUUCUAACCUGGGCUCUGGUAUUUCUCUGGCUCUAGCUUUGAAGGAACCGUUCUCUCUCUGUCUCUCUCGUUCUCCCCAGUAAAUUCCUAAAUCCCCGGAAGUCCUCAUCUAUGGUCAGCAAACUAAUCCUCUGCCAUUUCCUUCUGCCCUACAGAGCUGGGGGUGGUGGUGAGGGGCCCCUUUUUCUGCAGAAGCUGAGAAUCCUAACCCUGUCUCAGCUACCCAGCAAAGCAGCAGAGAGCCCAUCUUAGGUAACAGAUAUCCUCACCCUCUAAGGCAGUCAAGGUCAGGGUCCAGGGAACCGAAGGUCGCUGGUGCCCCAUCCAAGGGCACAAAGGUGCUGCACCCUACCCUUUUUCUUCAUGGCUCCGCUUAGGGGGCGCUUGUCUCGUGCCAGGCACUCAUGCUCGUCUGUAAUCCUCAUAGCGACCUGAGGGGCGGUGAUUACUGUAUCCUCACUGCACAAGUGAGAAGACUGAAGCUCAAGAAGUUCUCCGACAGUCAAGGAUCCACGGACACAGAGUUGCAAAGAAAGUUAGACCAUGAGAUCCGGAUGAGGGAAGGGGCCUGCAAGCUGCUGGCGGCCUGCUCCCAGCGAGAGCAGGCUCUGGAGGCCACCAAGAGCCUGCUGGUGUGCAACAGCCGCAUUCUCAACUACAUGGGCGAGCUGCAGCGGCGCAAGGAGGCACAGGUGCUGAAGAAGACAGGCCGGCGGCCUUCGGACAGUGGGCCACCCACUGAGCGCUCCCCCUGCCGUGGCCAGAUCUGCAUUUCUGAUCUCCGGAUUCCACUCAUGUGGAAGGACACAGAGUAUUUCAAGAACAAAGGCGACCUGCACCGCUGGGCUGUGUUCCUGCUGCUGCAGAUAGGGGAACACAUUCAGGACACAGAGAUGAUCCUGGUGGACAGGACCCUCACAGACAUCUCCUUUCAGAACAACGUGCUCUUUGCCGAGGCAGGGCCAGACUUUGAACUGCGGCUGGAGCUGUACGGGGCCUGUGUGGAAGAGGAGGGGGCCCUGGCUGGAGCCCCCAAGAGGCUUGCCACCAAACUCAGCAGCUCCCUGGGCCGCUCCUCUGGGAGGCGUGUCCGAGCAUCGCUGGAGACUUCUGGGGGCUCAGGCAGCAGUCCCAUCUUGCUUCCCACUCCGGCUGUGGGUGGUCCUCGUUACCACCUCUUGGCUCACACCACACUCACCCUAGCAGCUGUGCAGGAUGGGUUCCGCACACACGACCUCACCCUCGCCACUGCUGAGGAGAACCCUGCCUGGCUGCCCCUUUAUGGCAGUGUGUGUUGCCGCCUGGUGGCUCAGCCCCUCUGCAUGACUCAGCCUACUGCAAGUGGUGCCCUCAGGGUGCAGCAAGCUGGGGAGCCGCAGGACUGGGUGCAAGUUCACGGAGUCCUGAAAGGCACAAACCUCUUCUGUUACCGGCAACCUGAGGACACAGCCCCUGGGGCCGAGCCGCUGUUUACUAUCGCAAUCAACAAGGACACUCAAGUCCAGGCAGAGGAGCUGGGCCAGGCAGCCGGCGGGCCCUUCACCCUGAGCAUCAGGAACCAGGAUGGGGAGGAAGAGGUGACGCACACUCUUCAGGCGGAGAGUCGGGGAGCCCUGCAGAGCUGGAUGGAGGCUCUGUGGCAGCUUUUCUUUGACAUGAGUCAGUGGAAGCAGUGCUGUGAUGAAAUCAUGAAAAUUGAAACACCUGCUCCUCGGAAACCACCCCAAGUGCUGGCCAAGCAGAGGUCCUUGUACCAUGAAAUGGCUAUUGAGCCGCUGGAUGACAUCGCAGCGGUGACAGACAUCCUGGCCCAGCGGGAGGGUGCGAGGCUGGAGACGCCCCCACCCUGGCUAGCAAUGUUUACAGACCAGCCUGCCUUGCCUGGCCCCUGCUCACCUGCUUCAGUGGCCCCGGCUCCAGCCCGGAUCCAUUCCUUGCCCUGGGGGAGACCCCGAACAUUCUCUCUGGAUGCUGUCCCCCCAGACCACUCCCCUGGGGCUUCUCGCUUGGUUGCCCCUCGCCCCCUGCAGCGGUCCCCACGGUCCAGAGGCCUCUGCGCCAAAGGCCCACCCCACACUUGGCUCCAGUCACCAGUGUGAGGGAAAAGGUGCUGGCAACAGGAUCUGGCCAGAAGAGGAGAAGAUCUGUGUGCAGCUGGGCUCUGGAUUCAGCACUGUUUCGGGCAGGUUGACCAGCUUGGCCUCCCCUUCCUUUGCUGGAGUCGGGGCAGGCUGAGAAGGGGUAGCAGAAGCCCCUUUAAGCUGUGGUUGCCACGGUGCUGAGGGACUCGUUCCCAGGGCUGGCUGGACCCCCUAAACCCUUCCUGGGAGAAAACUGGAACCAACCCUGCCUUACCUCCCUGCAUUAACCAGCUUUGAGAAUGGCACUGAAGAGCCCUGGGAGGGAACACACUUCCCUCGUGACUUUUACAUUGACCAUUAAAAUUAUUUAACAUCACCCUUCA
This is a messenger RNA of Odocoileus virginianus texanus, 3466 nucleotides long. It is a transcript of the gene RTKN, whose product is annotated as rhotekin. Gene Ontology annotation, molecular function: GTPase inhibitor activity. The record is from RefSeq and is a predicted model, not a curated record. Gene Ontology annotation, cellular component: actomyosin contractile ring. Gene Ontology annotation, biological process: signal transduction; mitotic cytokinesis; actomyosin contractile ring assembly. NCBI's taxonomy places the organism in Eukaryota, Metazoa, Chordata, Mammalia, Artiodactyla, Cervidae.